Messenger RNA from Sinocyclocheilus grahami, 568 nucleotides. RefSeq names its product murinoglobulin-1-like. NCBI's taxonomy places the organism in Eukaryota, Metazoa, Chordata, Actinopteri, Cypriniformes, Cyprinidae. The record is from RefSeq and is a predicted model, not a curated record. Bases 5 to 568 code for a protein of 187 amino acids. The transcript is spliced from 4 exons.
CGUGAUGUGUCCGAAGCGUAGUAGCUGGUUCUUGUUGCAGUUUUCUCCAGCUACUGCCAUUCCUGGUGAGGAAAACACUUUGACGGUCUCUGCUCAAGCAGGAUCCCUGUGUGGCAUCUGUGCUGUUGAUCAGAGCGUCCGUAUCAUGGAGCCAGGAAGACGUUUGAGUCCUAAAAUGCUGUUCGACUUGCUCCCGAUGCGAUCGGUUUACCCAUACAGUGUUGAAGACGAACAAGAGUGCAUACAUUUUCAACCCCGUCGACCGGCUCCUAUAAGUGAUGCCUACACAACCUUCAAGCGCGUGGGAAUGAAGAUCGCAACAAAUAUCGCUGUAUUAGCCCUUCAAUGCCAUGACUAUAAUCACCACUUCCCUGGAGCCUUUGAAAGGAAUGAUGCAGUUGCUUUUGGUGCGGCUGCUGCUGCUCUGGAAGCAGAAAAUGCUGGAGUCAAGCACUCCCCAUCCUGCUUUACCUGGAAGCCACAGAGCAACUCACAGCAGCCAUUCGACAGACCGCUACAGGCUACCUUCAAAGUGGUAUGGAUGUACCUUGAAAAUGUUGAAGACUAA